UUGAUAAUCAUUCUAAAUAUUUUGGAUUACAUCCCUAAAUCUUUUAUAAAAGAUGGGUAGGUAUUAGCAUGUUUCCUAACUAUAGUUUUAAAGGUUCGUUCUAGUAUAACUUCGCUCUAAUGUAACUUAAGAGGCAUCCUCGUAUUUCUAAGCCAUCACAUAAUGUAUUUUUCAAGUUGUUAAUGUUUGUUUUUGUCAGAAAAUGGUGCAUACAUCAUCCAAUAAAACAAAAUGUUGUGGCUUGCCUCUGUGUUUGCAUGGAAAUUGCAAUCCAAGUGGUAACGCAUUUUAAAAUAUCUAGCAAACUGCAGUAGCUUGAGUAAAGAUAUUCAGGACAAUCAUUUUAAAGCGCAUAUUAUUUAAACGCAGCUUGUUUCUUACUGAUGCAUGUUUCCAGAUUUCAGACUUAAUACAGCUCAGUGUUCUCUGCCUGAGUAUAUACACUACACCUGAGAUGAGAAACAGACUUUCUGUCACUUCUGACAGCCAAUUUGAACUUAAACCAGCAUAAUGCGCUAAACUAGUGUCUCCAAGUUGGUUCUGUCUUUGAGUUUGACAGCAAUAGAUUCCUUCUUGAAUAUUGAAUGUGUGUUCUUGUUAUACGUUCUAAUAGACAAGUUUUUAAUAUUUCUGUUUUAAAUGAUUUGAAACAGUUCAGGCUAUUUGAGAAAUUCAGUGUGUUUUAGUGAGUUUCGUUCUCGGUGUGCACGGAUGUUUCAGACCAGAUGAGAUGCAGAUCUGUGUGCUGCAGACCUAACGUUCUUGACACUGUUCUGAAUUUCAGCUAUGCUCUGAACUUUUCUUCAAGCAGUGAUGAUGAGGAAUUUGAAAUGUUUUUAGCUAGAAUGAAAACUCCAAAAUCCCUGACACGUCAAGUUUCCAAAAAGGAGGAUGUGAGUUUGAAGGACUUCAUCGAUGACUCAGUGGACGAUUUCUUCUUGGACUUUAAAAAGAGAAACAGCACAACUAAGAACGCACGGAAGGAUCUUCAGAUCCCGAAGAAGCUAACGAGUUCUGGAAAAGAAAAUAUUUGCUCCCAAGAGUUGCCGCAUCUGGAUGCUUUAAGUGACAGUGAAGAUUCUGUCUUCAUAGAGAGUCCAUGGCAUGACCGCCAAAAAGGGGGAGUGAAAGACUUGAGGGAGAAUCUGAGGUGCAUAAAACUCCCUCCUCCACAAAAUCAGAAGGAGUUGAUUUCCAGAUGUAGUCCAGACUUGCUUUUUGGAGGGAAAGAAAGAAUUUGUGAAAAGGAGAAUACAGAAAAUAAAGUGCCAGCCUUGGCACUCCAGCAAAGCGCAGAGUUAGAAUCAGAUAGCUCUGAUGGUGAAUUUGAGUCAUUAAUAGAGCGGAUAAGAAAACAAAGUCUGCCUCGAAAACCUGUCUUAAGUACAAGUAAAACGGUCUUCCAGCCAAGCACGAAAGAAAACCUCAAGUCACCCUGUGAAGGUGCUCACCCCUCGAGCAAGGGGGAGGGAGGCAAGAUGCCAAAGUCAAACUCCAUUUUACUUAAAGAAACACCUACCAGGAUAAUGGCUUCGGUGAGAAUUCCUGGGAACGAAUCGGUCAGUUGUUCACCAUCAGCACAGACAAAGGAAAAGCUUAAUUUGUGCUCAGUGCCUGGCUGUUUCUUGCGAGAUCUCUCAAACCCAGCAUCCCAAUAUGUGAAGUAUUUCAAGAAAAAUAAAGAGGACCUGACCCAGAAGCUAUACUGUCUCUAUAACAGCACCGUUUUUGAGCAGAAGUUACCCGAGAAAAUGGAAAUAAUCUGGAAUAAGAAAAUGAGAAAAACAGCAGGAUAUUGUGUAACUGGGCAGACAAAAAGUCCUGAAGCACAGCGUUACGCUCGAAUAGAACUCUCUGAGAAAGUCUGUGACUCUGCAGACCGUCUUCGAGACACCCUGAUUCAUGAGGUUUGCCAUGCAGCCACCUGGCUGAUCAAUGGUGUUCGGGAUGGGCAUGGACAAUUCUGGAGACUAUAUGCCAAGAAAUCGGCUAUGAUUCAUCCAGAACUGCCAGUGGUGACACGAUGCCAUAGCUAUGAGAUUAAGUACAAAUUCACCUAUGAGUGUGUUUUGUGCAAAACCACGAUUGGACGUCAUUCCAAGUCGCUGGACACGGAGCGUUUUGUGUGUGCACGCUGCGGGGGGCAGCUGGUCCUGAGUCAGCCCACUCGGAAAGACGGCACUCCUGCUAGGACACAUCUAACGCCCUUUGCAAAGUAUGUGAAAGAAAACUAUGGAUCUACUAAAAAAGAGCAGCAUGGGCUGAGCCAUGUAGAAGUUAUGAGGAAACUCAGUGCUGAGUUUGCUUUAAAAACUAGGCUUCAAGAUUCCUUGUAAAAUCGCAGUGUUCGUACUUUCUUGAGGCUGCUUAAUUUUUGUAUGUAUCACUAAAGUAAGUAGCAUGGAAUAUAUAGAAAAUUUUUUGGAAGAUUCCGAACAAUUUUAAUAGCUUAGCAGUCGAAGAUCCUGAGGCCUUUUCUGAAAUGGGUAACACAGUGGACAAGAAGUAAUGAUGAUGGGGAAUCAGAGCAACAGUACUCUAAGUUGCAGUUGACUGGUUUGUGUAUCCUCCUCAAACUUCAGGUAAACAGCUACUGCACCUGGGAAGAUGCAGUUCUAGGCCCUUCACGGGACGGAGUCGCUAUAUUUGUCUUGGGUUUUCUUAACGAUAUUUACACAUAGUGCCUCAUAGCGCGUGUUCAGGGACUCUACUGAGCAAUAGUUUUGCUGUGUAGGUCAUCUGGGUAGCUGAUGUGCUCACUUAGGGGGUAUGCUAGACUCCAUAUAAACAUGCCAUAGAACAGCUGUGCGUAUAUCUGGGAUUGCCAGAUGCAAGAAAACUCAGGCACAUGAGCCAAGUCCUGUGAUUCUGUCUGGAUGAAGGGCAGAUCUGAGACUUGAAUGUGGGUCCAGGUGUUCUCCCAAGGAGAGUUUAUUGAAUGAUCCUUGGCUGUUUUCCUUAAAAGUAAGCUGUAGGAAAGAUGGUGCCUCAAAUUUUUUAGAGACAGUGUGAGCUUUCUCUAAAGCCCUCUAGCCCCUACUGAGAUCAAAGCUAUCUUUCUGGUUAAAUUUCGAUGGCAAUUGUUCCUCAAUAACUGAGGUUUCAUAGAAACUAAAAUAGAUGCAAAAGGGCAGGUGGGGGAGAAAGCAAAUUCGAACAGUUUUUCCACGAGAGAAUGAGAAGCAUAUAUAGGCAGCUGACUUGAAUCUUUCCUGUAGAAUUUGAAUGUGUGUUAAGACUUGCUGUGUGUGUUUGCCGUGAACAAAUUGCUCAGGUGAUUCGCAGUUUUGCAUCAUCAAUAAAUGUCUUUUUAU
Molecule: messenger RNA, 3314 nt
Organism: Struthio camelus australis
Lineage: Eukaryota; Metazoa; Chordata; Aves; Struthioniformes; Struthionidae
Source: RefSeq, a predicted model, not a curated record